Bubalus bubalis (water buffalo) is the source of this 4319-nucleotide messenger RNA. RefSeq names its product chondroitin sulfate synthase 3 (gene CHSY3). Gene Ontology annotation, molecular function: glucuronosyl-N-acetylgalactosaminyl-proteoglycan 4-beta-N-acetylgalactosaminyltransferase activity. The transcript is spliced from 3 exons. NCBI's taxonomy places the organism in Eukaryota, Metazoa, Chordata, Mammalia, Artiodactyla, Bovidae. The coding region runs from base 816 to 3464 and encodes 882 amino acids. The record is from RefSeq and is a predicted model, not a curated record. Gene Ontology annotation, cellular component: Golgi cisterna membrane.
GGGGGAGACGAGUGGGGAGGGAGAUGCGGGCGCUCACCCGGGGAUCUGGGACCCGAGCUCAGCCGAUGAGGUCAGUGGAGCCGACGCGCUGGGAGGGGGGCGACGGAGCCCCCGGACGCGGGUGUGUUGCGAGGCCGGCGGAGGGGCGGGACGGGACGGGAAAUGGGACGGCGAACUAGGACCCGGGGAGGAGGCACGAGGGGGCGUUGGCGCUGAAAGCUGGAGGCGGCCCGACCGAGAUCUUUUCCUUCCGGAGAGGAGGCCGGCUCUGGACCGAGGCGCGGGCGGGGGGCGUCCACGGGCGGGUAACGGGGAAAAACCGCGGCCCGCGCUUCCCCACGGCUGGCAGUGGUGGUGCUCGUGGCUCCUCCUCCGGGCCAGUCCGGAGCUUGGUGGCGGGGGGGUGGGGAGCGAGGGCGGGGGUUCGGGAAGGAGAGAGGAGGGAGGGACCAGGCGCGCCAGUGACAGGGUGGCAGCCUAGGAGCGGACGCGUUGCCGCCGCCGCCGCCGCUCCACCUCCUCGUCCUCCUGCAGCUCCUCUCGCUGCCGCCGCCGCCGCCUCCGCCGGGAGAAGUUUCACUCCCGACCCUCGCUCUGAACCCGGACCCAGAGCGGAGCGGGGAGCUCAGCGGGCAGCUGCAACGCGCCGCCGGCUAGGCGCCGGGAGCGCUCCGACCUCGAUCAGGAGUCGGAGCCUGGGCAGCCGGCAGCGGCCGGGGCUGGGGGCGUGGAGGCGGAGGAGGGGUGGGUGUGAACCAAGACCCGCGCGCAGCGCCGCGGCCACUCAGCCAGCGUCCGCGCCCCGGGCAGCCGCGAUGGCCGUGCGCUCCCGUCGCCCGUGGAUGAGCGUGGCACUGGGGCUGGUGCUGGGCUUCACCGCUGCGUCCUGGCUCAUCGCCCCCAGAGUGGCCGAGCUGAGCGAGAGGAAGAGACGCGGUUCCAGCCUUUGCUCCUACUACGGCCGCUCGGCCGCUGGCCCCGGCGCACAGCAGCCGCUCCCUGAGCCUCAUGCUCGGCAGUGGCCAGGGCAGUCGCCGCCCCCAGCGCGCCAGGAGCUCCGGGGGCCGCAGCUGCCUGAAGCAGCGCCCGGGGUAACCAGUUUUCGGAGCAGCCCUUGGCAGCAGCCACCUCCGCUGCAGCAGCGGCGGCGAGGACGCGAGCCCGAAGGCGCGACGGGGCUCCCCGGAGCCCCGGUGGCUGAAGGGGAACCAGAGGAAGAGGAUGGGGGCGCGGCUGGGCACCGGAGAAGCGGCCAGCCGGGGAGUAGCCACAACGGCAGCGGGGACGGGGGCGCCGCUGCCUCUAGCUCGCGACCCCGCGAUUUCCUGUACGUGGGGGUGAUGACCGCGCAGAAGUACCUGGGCAGCCGCGCGCUGGCAGCGCAGCGGACUUGGGCGCGCUUCAUUCCCGGCCGCGUGGAGUUCUUUUCCAGCCAGCAGCCCCCCAACGCUGGAGUUGGCCAGCCCCCGCCACCCCUGCCUGUCAUCGCGCUGCCUGGGGUGGACGACUCCUACCCUCCCCAGAAAAAGUCCUUCAUGAUGAUCAAGUACAUGCACGACCACUACCUGGACAAGUAUGAGUGGUUCAUGCGCGCCGACGACGAUGUCUACAUUAAAGGUGAUAAGUUGGAAGAGUUUCUUAGAUCACUGAAUAGCAGCAAGCCCCUCUACCUGGGCCAGACUGGCCUGGGGAAUAUUGAAGAACUCGGAAAGCUGGGGCUGGAGCCUGGGGAGAACUUCUGCAUGGGAGGACCUGGCAUGAUCUUCAGCCGCGAGGUUCUCAGGAGGAUGGUGCCACAUAUCGGUGAAUGCCUCAGAGAAAUGUACACGACUCAUGAGGACGUGGAAGUAGGCAGAUGUGUUCGACGUUUCGGCGGGACUCAGUGUGUCUGGUCUUAUGAGAUGCAGCAACUGUUCCAUGAAAAUUAUGAACACAAUCGCAAGGGUUAUAUCCAAGACCUUCACAACAGCAAAAUCCAUGCAGCCAUAACACUUCAUCCAAACAAAAGGCCUGCCUACCAAUACAGGCUUCAUAAUUACAUGCUCAGCCGCAAAAUUUCUGAACUGCGCUACCGCACCAUCCAGCUCCACCGGGAGAGUGCGCUGAUGAGCAAGCUUAGUAAUAGCGAAGUGAGCAAAGAGGACCAGCAGCUGGGAGUAAUGCCUUCUUUCAACCACUUCCAGCCUCGGGAGAGAGAUGAAGUGAUAGAAUGGGAGUUCCUGACAGGGAAGCUCCUUUACUCAGCAUCUGAGAACCAGCCUCCUCGACAGAGCAUCAAUAGCAUCCUGAGAACAGCGCUGGAUGAUACUGUCCUACAGGUGAUGGAGAUGAUCAAUGAGAAUGCCAAGACGAGAGGACGGCUCAUUGACUUCAAAGAAAUUCAAUAUGGCUACCGCAGGGUUGAUCCCAUGCAUGGGGUGGAGUACAUUUUGGAUUUACUUCUCUUAUACAAAAGACACAAGGGGAGGAAACUGACUGUGCCAGUAAGACGCCAUGCCUAUCUUCAGCAGUUGUUCAGCAAGCCUUUCUUCAGAGAAACUGAAGAGCUGGAUGUCAACAGCCUUGUAGAGAGUAUUAACAGUGACACUCAAUCAUUCUCCUUUAUAUCGAAUUCUUUAAAGAUACUGUCUUCUUUUCAAGGUGCCAAAGAAGUGGGAGGGCACAGUGAAAAGAAAAUACACAUUCUUGUCCCUCUCAUUGGAAGGUAUGACACUUUCUUGAGAUUCAUGGAGAACUUUGAAAACACUUGUCUUAUCCCAAAGCAGAAUGUAAAACUGGCCAUCAUCCUUUUCAGUAAGGAUUCUGGCCAAGAUUCCAACAAGCAUAUUGAGCUUAUACAAGAAUAUCAGAACAAGUACCCCAAAGCAGAAAUCACCCUGAUCCCCAUGAAGGGGGAGUUUUCCAGAGGUCUUGGUCUUGCAAUGGGAUCUUCCCAGUUUGACAAUGAUACUUUGCUGCUAUUUUGUGAUGUUGACUUGAUCUUCAGAGGAGAUUUUCUCCAACGAUGUAGAGACAAUACAAUUCAGGGACAACAGGUGUACUACCCCAUCAUCUUUAGCCAGUAUGACCCAAAGGUAACCAAUGGGGGGAACCCUCCAACCGAUGACGACUUCGUCUUCUCAAAGAAGACUGGAUUCUGGAGAGAUUAUGGAUAUGGAAUUACCUGUAUUUAUAAAAGUGAUCUUCUGGGAGCAGGUGGAUUUGAUACCUCAAUACAAGGCUGGGGACUGGAAGAUGUAGAUCUCUACAAUAAAGUCAUUCUAUCUGGCUUGAGGCCCUUCAGAAGUCAAGAAGUAGGAGUGGUCCACAUUUUCCAUCCAGUUCAUUGUGACCCUAACUUGGACCCUAAGCAGUAUAAGAUGUGCUUAGGAUCCAAGGCAAGUACUUUUGCCUCAACCGUGCAACUGGCUGAACUAUGGCUGGAAAAACAUUUGGGUGUCAGGUACAAUCGAACUCUCUCCUGACAAUCCAGGCAACGCGUAUUGCCUUUUUUAAAGGGGAGUUUACCUCAUUGUUGGUUGUUGUUGUUUAAUUUUAUUAUUGUUAUUUUUAUUAUUAUAAUUAUUAUUGUUAUAAUUUUAUUUUGUUGUCCAGGUCUUAAACUACUCUUGGUUGUCUUCCAAAGAGUGUUUGUUGACCUCAAACAAGAAGAGUCUGCAGUUCACUGAUAUUUCAGAUUUCUACUGAAGUCAAUAGGCAUAUUACUUUUAUAUAUCUUUAUUUGAGAUUGAGUUAAAUCGUGGCAAUCAAAUGACUUUUGAAGCUCAUUCAACAUGAGAGACAGCUUAGAAGAAUGUUCUCUUGGGGCUUUAAGAUGCAAUAUCGACUUUUCUUUCAUUUGUCAAAUUCAAUGUGAUACAAAUAUUUACUGGUGAAAGGUACCACAAAAGUGCUUUAUGCUUCCUAUGGGGAAGGGACUCUGUAACAUAAACUUGAGUUUUGUAAUUUAUACAAGGACUUAAAUAUAUAGACAAUAAUUUUCUUCAUCUUUAGGAUUUUUAAAGUAAAUGAACACUUAUGAUUGUAAGUUUAUUUUUUAAAAAAAGUUUUAAAAAUUUGAGGAGUUUUGUUCCACAAGCAACCGGUACUGGCUACCCUGGUCUUAUGACAAUUAUCUUACUCCUCACAACGGUCUGCUAUAAAUGCGAAUGAACUUUAUUUUCUCAAGGAAAUAUGAUUUAAUUAAAUAUUCAUGUACAUUUUAGAAGCUUUAUGAAACAAUGUCCUUCAUUUGCUGGCAAGAAGAUAAAAUAUGACAGAACCUGGUUAUUUAUAAUAAAACAGGUAUGACAGUAUUCUUUUUCAAAAACACUGAAAAA